Cuscuta campestris is the source of this 1267-nucleotide messenger RNA. The record is from the annotation of a GenBank genome assembly. NCBI's taxonomy places the organism in Eukaryota, Viridiplantae, Streptophyta, Magnoliopsida, Solanales, Convolvulaceae.
UUCGGCCAUACCGGUCAUUCCCUCACUUGGACCGAACACGGGUGUCUUCACAUCCGCACCGGUCGGACAUCCUACUGUCAUGCUGCCUGCGAACUCUGUCAAAGAACCGGCAAAGUUCACAGGUGUUGGUUUUAAAAUAUGGCAGCAAAGGAUGUUGUUUUGGCUGACCACCCUCAACCUUGCGAGGUACUUGAGGGAGGAUCCCCCUGUUGUGGGGGAGAACGCGGAUGAGCCAACAGUUCAGGUUAAAGAGGCAUGGAUAGCGAAUAACUAUACGUGCCUUAACCUUAUCCUGAAUUGCUUGAGCGAUGCCUUAUAUGCUGUUUAUAGCAGGGCUGCAUCCGAAAAGGAGUUGUGGACUACACUGUCCAACAAAUACCAGGCCGAAGACGCCGGUGCGAAGAAAUUCGUUGUCGGUAAGGUCUUGGAUUUUAAGAUGGUGGAUUCCAAACCCGUGGUCAGUCAAGCUGAAGGAUUGAUUCUCAUUUUUAAUGAGUGCACUGACGAGGGAACGGGAGUCAAACAGUUGCUUGUUCGUCUCCUGAUCCGUGAAGAGGGCCUCACUCGCGAGAAGAAAGUAGCUGUUGCUAAGGCCAAUGUGGUGGAGCAUCCAUCCAAAGAGGGUUCUUCCAAAGGGCCCAAGCCGAAUAAGGACAAGAAGAAGAUUGGUCCUAAAGGAGGCGUCGCGAAGCCCAAGUUCGCGGGAAAAUGCUACAACUGUGGCAUUUCGGGCCACCGUUCUUUAGAGUGCCGCAAGAAGCCUCAGAAGAAGAAGCAGAAGAAGGAAGAAGCUCUCUGCUCGGAGCUAGAUGCCAUGGACCUUUGUUCUGUCGUGACAGAGGUCAACCUGGUCGGGUCUAACCCGAAAGAGUGCCCAGUGCAUAAUGUCCUCGCAGCCCUGUGCAUAACGUCCUUGUAUUGCUGUCCAGUGCUUAAAGACCUCGCUGCCCAGUGCUUAAAGACCUCGCUGUCCAGUGCUUAAAGACCUCGCUUUCCAGUGCUUAACGUUCUCACUGUCCAGUCCUUAAUGUCCUCGUACAACAAGGCCGUUUGAAGAUAUAGCAAUUCUUCUCAACUUUGUUUAUUUUGUAAUAUUCUGAAUAAAUUAUAAAUUCAGAAUUUUAUUUAUUUUUUAUUUUCCGGGGCCGUUCAUCUUCCCCGUCCGUUGUAAUCCGUACGAGAAUUGUAACACCUCUAACACUCACCAAACCAGUGCCUUGUCAUACCCCAUUCUAGCGGGUAAAUUUCAUAAAUGGUACUUCAAUUU